Molecule: messenger RNA, 2738 nt
Organism: Prosopis cineraria
Lineage: Eukaryota; Viridiplantae; Streptophyta; Magnoliopsida; Fabales; Fabaceae
Product: pentatricopeptide repeat-containing protein At4g04790, mitochondrial-like
Exons: 6
Coding region: 219-1466 (415 amino acids)
Molecular function (GO): protein binding
Source: RefSeq, a predicted model, not a curated record
UUGCAGUGAGUGAUGAGCCCGCGUUUGAUGAGCACCGAAACCAGGUUCACGAUGGCUGUGCCUGUGCGUGCUGCGGCUUUGUAGUCGGAGGAAUUCAUUGAGCUUUCAUCUCAAAGCAUCUCAACGAUUUGCGAGUUUCAGGGAGAAGAAAUUAAGGGAUAAGAAAGGGGGAGGAGCAGAAUUCAACAUAGAAAGCAAACUAAUCCGCUCAAGCAAAGAUGUGCGCCUCCAAACCUAAAACCCUUAGCGCUCUGAGCACACUCAUACGUUCAGCAGGAAACUCUAGCACAUUCAAAUAUUCUCUUCUAAGCAAACCCUUCUCUAAAAACUUCAAUUCGAAACUCUACAGUGAUUGUGCACUCUCAAGCCUCAGGUUUAAGCAAGCAUCUGACUCAGAGGAUCUGCCUAGUAUGGUGUAUAAGCGAAUCCAUUCAAUAUUGGACUGUAAGUCUGGUCAGUCAGACUACAGACCUGAACCAGGGGAAUUUGACAAUGCAAAAGAUUUGGAAAAAAUGUCAGAUAUAUCACACUUGAUGAACAUGUCUCAUAGUACAAUAUCUCUGAAGCGGAAAGAGUUUUCUCGUGAAAAGAAACGAAAUUGUAUGUUUGAAUCCAAACAAUCAAAACGUUUUGGCAAGUUACUUGUGUCUUGUGCUGAUAAACUGGGAGCAGAAGCUGUGCUUAAGUUGUUCCAUAAGUUGGGACGAGAGCUAGGUGUGAAAGAUUACAAUGUACUGAUAGGAAUAUGCAUAGAUAAGGCUAGAGAGGCUGAAAAUGAGGAAAUUGCAAUGGAAGAAAUGGCCAAGGUGUUUAGCAUCUUAAAAUCAAUGAGGGAACAAGGUUUUCAGCUUGAAGAGAAAACUUAUCGCCCACUUCUUUUGCAUAUAAUAGAAAUGGGCAUGGUAGAAGAAUUUCAGUUUUUUACUGACAUGAUUAAAGACAAAAUUCCCAGCUCAAUUUCAAGAUUGGGUUACUAUGAAAUGAUGCUCUGGUUAAGAGUUAAUAAUAAAGAAAAGAUUCGAGAUGCUUGUGCCUAUAUUGCAAACAAUGAUGGUGCAGACACUUCAGAAUUACGAGAAAAUUAUUUAUUGGCUCUCUGUGAAAGUGAUCGGAAGAAGGAUAUUUUGCAAGUGUUGGAAAUUGUAGACAUAAAAAAGCUUUCAUCUGCAGAAUCUAAAGCGAAGAUAUUUCAAUCAUUAGGAAAACUACUGUUGGAACCUGUUGCAGAGAAGUUCCUUUUGGAUUUCAAAAUGUGUGAUCAUGAAGCAGAUAAUAUCACAAACUUCAUUGCUAGGUAUGCUGUCAGCAUGCCAAAUUUAGCGAUGGAGGAUGUUGUCUCAAAAUUCAAGGAAUUGCACCAGACAGUGAAAGUUCCACCUUCAUCCUCAUCAUACGAGAAGCUAAUUUUGCACUGCUGCGACUCAUUGAAGGUACAACCUUCUUACAGUUUGAUAGGUACUCACUAGCUGCAAGUCUUGCCUAUAAGUAAAAGAAAGUUGGAAAGAAAUGCAAGGAUAGUAGAAGCAUCCUGUCAACUCUUAAAGAACCCAUACAGCAUUGACUUGCAUUUUGGUGCACUGUACCCAUUAAUGUUCUUACAUGCUCUGAAGACCAGACUUGAAACUACCAAUAGAUGUGGUAUCUCCUCUUUAAUACUUUCUGAAAAUUAAUUAGAGAGAAAUUAAAGAAGAGGAAAGAAAAAUUGAAAUAUUGUCCUAAACUUGCAAAAAUAAUAAUAAUGAAGAAGAGGAAGAAGAAGAAGAAAGAAAAAUCUGAGCCUUGAAAUCUCAAGAAUGUAGCAAAGAUUUAUAACCUGUCUGUACAUCAAAUACACAUAUUGCCUUCUAAAAAGCCAGGUGUAGAACACCAAAGAGAGGCCAUAAAUAAAACCCUAUUCCAUCACGUUUGAAGACAAAGAUAUGCCCUUAAAAAUGUGAGCAUUUUUCUGUAAAUAUAUCAUGAUCAUAAAUAAUUUCAUCAGUCUUUCCCCUGAUUUUGCUAUCAUAUUGACAUGGCUGGAUGUUCUUGUGUUAUAAUUCCUUUUCUAGUUAAUCAUAAAAAUUUCAUGACAUUAUACAAUGCAUUGGUCACCAUUAUUUGAAUAAUUGAUUAAUCUCAAAGGAAAAAAUAACCAAGACUUUCUCCAUCACCCUCUCCACUAAUGCCUGACUUUCUUGCCAUUAAUAUUUGGACCUACUGCAACAUGCUUCUCCAUGUUUUAUAUGAUACUUGAUCUUUCAUAUUUGAUCUCCAUUAAGGGAGAGCUUGGUUUCCAGAAAGAGUUAAUGAUGAACCUUAAUCCAAAGUGUUGUAAUUUUGUCUUUUGUAAGUGCAGUUAUUGUUACUCCUUCCGUUUUUAUGUUAGAGAAAAUGCCACUUUUGAUUUGUUUUUUAAACAAAAUCGCAUAUUUCAAUAAGCAUUAUUACAAAUUUUUUAAAUCACCCCUCACAAUUUACAUCAAUAAAAAAAAAAUUAAUGCAUAUUAAUGUUGAUUAACAUAAGGUAUUUUAGUUUAAUUUCUUUAUUUUUUGAUACAAUUAUUGUGGCUAACCAUUUUUCUUAAAUUGUAUAAUACAGUUUUUUUCUGUUAUAUAUAUAUAUAUAUAUAACAGAGGGAGUAUGUCUUUUGGCACUAUGUGUUUGCCUUCUUGUGCCAAUUACUAUUCGAAAUAUGUUUUUGUUUUGCAUAUAACCUGGCCUAGUUUGGAGACUGCGACAAUUCUUUUUCUUUCCCCAA